UGAUAACGGCAACACUGAGUAGUCUGGCGGAAGUGUUUACACACCCCUGAUAAUGAAAUUUGCAGUUAAUUUAAGUUCCUAGGGAAGGGUUAAUAAAGAUAAAUCUGCCAUUUAGUGUUUUAAGUUCUAGAGAAAUUAUAUUAUUACAAAAUGUCCAAUCGGUUGCCGCCCUGCAUUGUCGAUGUCGGCACUGGGUACACAAAGCUUGGCUUUGCUGGCAACAAUGAACCUCAGAUUAUCAUGCCCUCGGCCGUGGCCAUCAAAGAAACUGCCAAAGUUGGGGAUCAGUCAAUGCGACGUCUCUGCAAAGGAGUUGAAGAUCUUGAUUUCUUUAUUGGGGAUGAAGCUAUGGAAGCCACAGGAUAUGCAGUGAAGUACCCUGUGCGUCACGGCAUUGUGGAAGACUGGGACCUGAUGGAGAAAUUUUUGGAGCAAUGUAUCUUCAAGUACCUGAGAGCAGAGCCUGAAGAUCAUUAUUUCCUCUUGACUGAACCUCCCCUGAACACACCCGAGAAUAGAGAGUACACUGCAGAGAUAAUGUUUGAGUCGUUCAAUGUGCCUGGCCUGUACAUUGCUGUACAAGCGGUGCUGUCUCUGGCCGCGUCCUGGGCGUCUCGGCAGGUCACCGAGCGAUCCUUAACUGGCUGUGUUGUUGACUCUGGUGAUGGAGUCACCCACGUCAUCCCUGUGGCGGAUGGGUAUGUGAUCGGGUCGUGCAUCAAGCACAUUCCGAUAGCGGGGCGAGACAUCACAUACUUCGUGCAGUCGCUGCUACGAGAGCGCGAGUCCAGCAUACCUCCACAGCUCAGCAUGGAGACUGCUAAGGCAGUCAAAGAGCGGUACAGUUACAUCUGUCCUGAUAUUGCCAAAGAGUUUAACAAAUACGACAGUGACCCCAGCAAGUGGAUCAAGCGCUACGAGGGGCUUAACCCUGUCAACAACACCAAGUUUGAGAUCGACAUAGGAUAUGAGAGGUUCCUUGGACCUGAAAUUUUCUUUCAUCCUGAGUUUGCCAACCCCGACUUCACGGUGCCCAUUAGCGAGGUUGUGGACAACGUCAUUCAGAACUGUCCUAUAGACGUACGGCGGCCGUUGUACAAAAACAUUGUCCUGUCAGGAGGCUCGACGAUGUUCAAGGACUUUGAUAGACGCAUGCAGCGCGACGUCAAGAGGAUAGUUGAUGCGAGACUCAGGAUAACUGAGCAACUUAGUGGUGGCCGGAUAAAGCCUAAGCCCAUCGACGUGAACGUGGUAGCUCACAAGAUGCAACGCUACGCAGUGUGGUUCGGCGGCUCCAUGCUAGCCUCCACCCCACACUUUUACCAAGUUUGCCACACCAAGGCCGAGUAUGAGGAGAGGGGCCCCAGCAUCUGUCGUCACAACCCCGUAUUCGGGACCAUGACUUGAACACUCCUUUGCUUUAUCGCUCACUUGGCUCCUUUUCAACUCCCGUCUCUGUCUAAUGAUGGUGCUGCUUCUCAUGAAAUAAUUUUCAACUCAUAUGAGGCAGUUUUCGACUUUACUAUGUUUAUUGGAUUUGAAUAUUGGUUCUAUUGUCCACUUUAAUGCUACCGUACUAUUUUUUCCUGCUUUGUUUGUAUCAGUGAUACGAUGCAGUUAAUGAUCGCUGUUGUUCUUGCUUGAGAAUUAUUCUGUCGGUGAUGGAAAUUGAUUGAGGAUUCCUCGAAUUGAAAUGCAUUACUGAUCUCAUAUUGCCCUAUUUAUUACCGGCCUUCAUCAUUUCAUAUUUUUGCGCUUUUUGCAGUAACUACUCAUUGUAAUGGUAAAUUACGAGUUGACAAAUUAUUCACACCUAGCAUGAACAUUUCGCUUACAAUAUUCUUUGCAGUAAACAUUUUUUGAGUAACAGUAACAGUGUUACUCAAAACAAUGAAGCCCCAAGUGUUGGUGCAUUUUACUUGAAUUCACAAGCUGAAGAUUUUUUUCCGGCAGUGUAACUUUAAUCAUCAAAUAACAAAGUUUUCGCAGAUAAUACCAAGUUAAAGAGAUUCUUGCUUGAAAUUUCUGUUUGUUACUACGAAUCUGCAUUUUGUGCGCUCCAUCUGUUACUGGAUGAGAAGGCAACCUCGUGUCUGUUGCUGGGGGAGAGGGCAACCUCGUGUCUGAUGUUAGAGCGAGAAGGCACCGCCGUGUCUGUUGCUGAGGAAAGAAAGCAUUGUUGUGUCUGUGGCCGUGUUUGAACGACCAUACUGUUUCAUUAUGAAUGGCUAGUUUGAAGAAAUCCAAGUCGGUCGUCUUGAAUUCAUCCUCGUGCGAGUUGAUUGUUGUUAGCAGUUAUUGUUGGUGCUCUUGUGAGAUAAGAACAACGGGGCCGUAUCUUGCACUGUUGUCUAGUGCGGUCGGCGGUAGAAUUUAAUUGGUUAACUUAUUGAUUGAAAUUGAAGCUGGGAUUUAUAAUAAUAUAUCUUCAUUGUGAUAAGACCGCGGCUUGUUGGGAGCUUGCAGCACAAACUAGAACGUUUGUAUCAGCAUCCAAUUUAAUGCUAAUGUUUAUUCUUGCUGUUCGAUUCGGGCAUAAAUUUCGCGACAAAUCACAUCAAAUAUCACCUCGAUAAUUGUUCCCAUUCUGUUUUGCAACGGUAGAUUCCUCUCCAUCACUGUAGAGUUUUGUUCAAGACUUUCUGCUGCCGACCGUUCUGUGGCAAUAGUGGGGCUUUGUUUAUGAAAGUGAUUUUAAUAAGUAAAGAACCUUUCGAAGUAAUGGCUCUAAUUUUAGUGUGAUUGUUUAUUACCAUAAGGAACGAUUCAUUAAACUGUCUCUGUGCCCGCCACCGAUUGCUGCAUUCAUUAAGUUGCUGCCUUAUGGUCCGUGAUGUCUAUGAACACUAAGAAAAAAGAUAAAAGACUAGGAAGUGGACCAGCACCACCAUUCUUUUGGUGCUGCAAAGACAAUGUGGUGUCCAGAAUCUUAGUGUCCAUGGUGAUCAAGAAACAAGAUUAAGGAUUGGCAGUGGACCAGCACCACCACUUGUACAGGGGAUGUGGAACACCUUUAGUUUGAACUGUUGAAGUAUAUACCUAUCAUAGCCGUCAUAUCCAGUCCGACUGGAGUUGUUACUUAAGGCGCAAAUUCCCCUAUGUCAUAGUAGCUCAAGUUUAUUUAAUGUGACAUAGGGAAUAAACAAGACUUUCAACAGGAAGAUGGCUGUGGUUGCACUGCCAUUUUUACAUGUUCGAUCGAUGAUUCAGUCGGUUUAAGUAUUCAGUGACGACGAUCCAAAGUUCUUUGAUUAAGUAAAGUUAUCGCUGUGGGUUCUUAUUUGUCAUUUUAGUUGCUGCAACAUGUUCAUCACUAUCCAUAAUGCUUCACUAUAUUUCAUGGAAUCUUACAAAUAUUUGCUUCGUCACUAUACCAUUCUGUUGUCGUUUGUUGUGGUUUCUGUAGGAUUUCUUCAUAAUCUCAACAUUCCCGUACCUUAACAACUACUAAUCGAGCGACACCUGCGGUCAAACUCCACAUUUUGUCAUCACCUUAUUCGUUUUGAUACCGAGUUAUCGUACUAAGCUACUCUUUUCAGUGUGAUAGUUUUCUUUUAUAUGUUCGUAUGUUAGAGGAAAAUGAUUUGUAAUAACAUUUAUACCUGGGAUAAGUUAAUUGUCUGUUCAACAUCAACACCUUUUGUUUGCCUUGUUUUAUACUUUAAUCACAUUUUCUCUAUAAGUGUGCUUGGUUGAUAUUCGCUAUAUUUCUUCUUAUUUAUAUUUCUUUUGAUCAGCGUCUGUAUUUUUUCGCGAAGUGCGUAUUAUGUGACUUUAUUUAUCGAUUUCUUUUACCAUUGCUUUUGAUUUACUGUCGAAGUUUAACAUCUUUGAGGAAUGAAACGAACAUGAAAUUGGUUGUUAAUCCUUUAAAAUGUUGCCACAUAAUUUUCAAUAUAACUCUCCUCUUUGGAAUAGCAUGACGUGAAUUAUCAUCAGUUUUGAGGCCUGUAGCUUCCUUUCUUGAAUUUUUAAGCGGAAUGAGGUUUUUAAUUUAUUCCACGUGCUAUUUUUGUAAUUAUUUAGACGAUUUAACUUGAAUGCAAUUAUGGGCCGGCUUGCCAUAUAUAGAGCUUUAUGAUGGCCGCGAGUUGUAACUUCAUCCAUUCGCCGUUUCUUUCACUCUUGGUGAUUAACUGAAAAAUUGAUGACGUGAGGCUUAAUUUAAAUACUAAUUUCCUGGUAAUUAUGGUAGAUUUAUUAGCACUGAUAACAUCGCUCACUAGAUAUUAACUUCCAGUAAAUGAAAUGUCUAUCCAUAGGCGGAGAAGAAUCUAGAAAACUGUCUAAUUGAUGUGUGAACUUUCCACGAAUAUGAUUCUUCCAUUAAAAAUAUUUAUCGUUGGAGUAAUUGGCAAAUGAACUACAAAAUAUUAAUUAAUACUUCUGAUAUAGAUUUCAUUUUUUAAUUGCAAAUAUUUUGCCAGUGUCGUUCAAUCCUCGUAAUUUGCAUAGCUGCAAAUAUUUUCAGCAAAGGCAUGUUUAAUUCCUGUCUUAUUAUAAAGCUCGUUUGGUUCGGGAACGCAAUGGAUAGUAAAAUCUGACGAGCUCAAAACUUGGUUGUUAUAAUCUUUGAUUUAAAAUUUCUUGUUCUCGUACACGGAUAUUGGUAGUUGCUUAAUUAAGGUGGAAGUUCUAUCUAAGUGACUGUGCCAAAUUGGUGUGUUGGGCUGUCAUGUGAUAUAGCGGUACACGCACGAUCUCGUGCCGCGGUAGGUGUACGGUAAUAUUUUCUAGAAUUCUGUAGGUCCACAACGACUAGAUUAUUUCAUUUAUAAAUUAAUGUUAGUUAUUGCAAAAUUUAUAGGCGCGAUUGAUGUUGCGGAUGCUAGUGGUCAGUCAUUUCCCUGGUUCAUAGUUCAUUUGCAGUUUUCCAGUCAGUAAAUUCAGCGAGUUCUUGGUUGUUAUGGAUUUACAUGACUUAUGUUGCGUCGAUAUCUACAACGCUGCUAAACUAUGCCUCUUUUUGAUUCUUUCCUGUUUCUUCUGUAGUCAUUUAUGGUCUCAACUACUACCAAUAGACGCUUGAGUAUUGUUGUCUCUCUCGUUUAUUUUAUUCUUUGUGUGAGCUUUCUGCUGUUAUUUGCUUCAGCGAUUUUCGUUUGCUACCUAUUAUUUUACUGUAAUUCAAAACCGUUCACCGGUCGCCAUACUGUUACUGUAGCGAUAAGGAAGCUCCUGGCGUCAGACGUGUCAUUAAAUUUUGUCCCAUGCUGAGAGGCUCGAGUCUACAGAUUUUUCUGCACAAAGGACAGCAAAUAUUACGUGCACAAUACCGACACGAUUUCUUGUUAUGUAUCUAUUUAAACCCAGCCAAUGUAAAUUACCUAUCGCGCUUUGUGGCAUUUCGUGCGUAGAAACGAAGUUGGUUGUGAUUCCAACUCCUGGCCCCAAAUAUUGUUAUUUAAUUGAAUACUGUCUUUUCAACAGUUAUACGCUGCUUUGGUAUUCUAAAACGUCUACUUUACCGAGUUCUACGGCUUCAUGGCCUUUUUCUUAUACUGCCAUAAAACAUACGCGGCUACGGUCAACACUCACAGGUUUCGCCUUUAUUUGCGAUGUUGCACUUUUUGAAGACAAUAAUAUUUGAACGAUCAAUAGUUUUUCACAAUGAGAAUGUGAUUACUGAAUUUAACUUUUACACAUUGUAUCAACUAAUCAACCUCACCUAGGGAUCAUACUACGCAUUACAUUGAAUGUACCUCCGAACGCUAUUGUAACUUUGCAAUGUUGCUGGCUGUAUUGUAAUCAUUCUCAGCCGCGAUUGUGACGCGGAUAAUGAUGGUUAGUGAAAGUUUCUGCCUUGGGUGGUGUAAGCAGAAACUAAGCAAAUAUUUACUGUCGUCAUCGGGAUCAGUUUGAUCAUUUUCAUAUGCAAUUAUAUUUCGCGUUAAAUGUGCAUUGCGCAAGGUUUGUUCGCACUUCUUAUUAAUGAUUUAAAGUCGAUUCGCUGAUUUGAUGUAUUCGACAUCUAAAAUUAUUUAUCUCUAGAUUCAUUAGCUGCUAUAAGUUAAUUAUGUUGGGAUUUCAAUUAACUAAUUUCUUGAUUCGCCUGAGUGUUAUUCUUUAUUCUACAGUCUAAGUCUUUAUUAUUCAGUGUUUACUGACGUGCUAAUCUGACCUGCUGGACCUGUCCAUUUGGUAACUAAAUUGUUAACAAAUUCUUUAGUCUCCUGCACUGCGGUGCCGUUGAUUCACUGGGCUGUUGGCUCAACUUGUCCUGACAUGGGAAAUUGCUUGAAAAAUUUACUUACUAAUAUGUGGUGUAACGAUUGUUUAUGAGAAGCUUUUAUAUUUAUUUCUAGAUUUUCGUAUUAUUUUAGAUGAUUCUUUAUAGCCCUACAGAUAUAUAUUCGAUCAUCGAAAUUGCUCUGGCUGAGAGAAGUCGCCCUUGGAAUAACUGUAUUAUAACGGAUCAUCAUUGCAAAUACAUCUUCCAUUGUUAA
Messenger RNA from Hyalella azteca, 6446 nucleotides. RefSeq names its product actin-related protein 3 (gene Arp3). Gene Ontology annotation, biological process: Arp2/3 complex-mediated actin nucleation. Gene Ontology annotation, molecular function: actin filament binding. The transcript has 8 exons. The coding region runs from base 151 to 1407 and encodes 418 amino acids. The record is from RefSeq and is a predicted model, not a curated record. Lineage: Eukaryota; Metazoa; Arthropoda; Malacostraca; Amphipoda; Hyalellidae. Gene Ontology annotation, cellular component: actin cortical patch; Arp2/3 protein complex.